AUGCAGGCGCUGCUGGGGCCGGACCAGGGCGCGGAGGUCCAGCGCCAGGCCCUCGUCGCGCUGCGCCGCCUCGCGCGCGCCCGCGGCCCCGCGGCCCUCGCGCCGCACCUGCCCGCGCUGCUGCCCUGCGCCGCGUCGCUGCUGCAGCGGGACCCGCCGGCGCCGCUGCGCGCGGCGGCGGAGGCGGCGCUGAAGCACGCGCUGGGGCUCGCGGCGGGGGGAGAGGGGGCGCUCGACGGCGCCAUCGCGGCGGCGGCCGGCGUCGGCGGCUCGGCGCGUGCGUACCUCACGGAUUCGUACCUGCGGCGGCUGGCGCGGCUGCAGGAGGACGACUGGGAGGACCCCGAGGAUUACUGA
Messenger RNA from Monoraphidium neglectum, 357 nucleotides. RefSeq lists its product as hypothetical. The record is from RefSeq and is a predicted model, not a curated record. The transcript has a single exon. Bases 1 to 357 code for a protein of 118 amino acids. Lineage: Eukaryota; Viridiplantae; Chlorophyta; Chlorophyceae; Sphaeropleales; Selenastraceae.